Messenger RNA from Leptonychotes weddellii (Weddell seal), 437 nucleotides. The record is from RefSeq and is a predicted model, not a curated record. Lineage: Eukaryota; Metazoa; Chordata; Mammalia; Carnivora; Phocidae.
AUGUAUACGUCCUGUAUACAUGAGAGAUACUCUGAAGAAGCCCGGCGCGGCGGCGUCAAGCGCAUCUCCGGCCUCAUCUACGAGGAGACCCGCGGGGUGCUCAAGGUGUUCCUGGAGAACGUGAUCCGGGACGCCGUCACCUACACGGAGCACGCCAAGCGCAAGACGGUCACGGCCAUGGACGUGGUCUACGCGCUCAAGCGCCAGGGCCGCACCCUCUACGGCUUCGGGGGCUAAAAGCCUCGUCUUCGUUUGCUUUCCAAAGUUCUCCAAAGGCCCUUUUCAGGGCCGCCCACCCUUUCUUUAAAAGGGCUGUACGCGUCUUGUAUCCUGGUUUUGUUGGGUUAGUGGAGCUUUGACGUUGGUACUGACUUGCGCUUUUGUCGUAAACGUAAGCCUGACAGCACCGCGACCGCCGGAUGCUCGCUCAGCCAAUG